AUCAGCAGCAAGAACAUCCAAGAACAACUGCAGACAUGACUGAAAGAACUCUUCUCCUCCAGAAUGAGGAGAGUGCUGGAGCAGCUGCAGCAGGAACAAAGAAUCAAGAACCAGUGGAACCAGUUCUCAGGAUGGUUCUUCUGGGAAAAACUGGAGUUGGAAAAAGUGCAACAGGAAAUACAAUCUUAGGAAAAAGAGAAUUUAAAUCUUUGCCCUCAUCUUCAUCAGUGACACUGAAAAAUGAGAAAAAAUCAGGAGAUUUCGAAGGCCAACUUGUGGAAGUGGUAGAUACUCAAGGUUUCUUUAACACUGAAGGUGAGCCACUAAAGGAGAUGACUGAGAUCAUUAAAAGCAUCUCUCUGUCUGAUCCGGGUCCUCAUGUGUUCCUGGUGGUGAUCCAGCCAAGCAGAUUUACGAAAGAAGAUGAAGAAACAGUCAGAAUGAUCCGUAAUCUUUUUGGAGAAGAAUCACUCCGUUACACCAUGGUGCUGUUCACUCAUGGAGACGAUCUGAAGGAUGAAGAUCUCUCCAUUGACGACAUUAUUAAAAACAACAAGACUCUCCGUGACAUCGUCACUCGGUGUGGAGGAGGAUAUCACGUCUUCAGCAACAGAAACAAGGAUCCAUCUCAGGUCAGAGAUCUGCUGGAGAAGAUCAACAGGAUGGUUCACAACAAUGGAGGAAACUACACCAAAAAGAUGCUGGAAGAAGCUCAGAGAAUAAAAGGAGAGGAACUCAGGAUUGUCCUAGUGGGGAAAACUGGAGCUGGGAAAAGUGCAGCAGGAAAUACUCUACUAAGAGAUAAAAUAUUUAAAUCUUGUAUUAACUCCUCAGCAGUUACAGAAGAAUGUCAAAAAGAAACACGAGUGUUCAAUGGUCAAAUGUUAACUGUAGUUGAUACUCCAGGUCUGUUUGAUACUUCUCAGAAUCAACAGCAGGUGAAAGAAGAAAUCCUCAAAUGCAUCUCAAUUGCUGCUCCUGGUCCUCAUGUUUUCCUGCUGGUGAUCCAGCCAAACAGAUUCACAGAAGAAGAACAAAACACGGUGAAAAUCAUCCAGGAGAUUUUGGGAGAAGGAUCACAGCAUUACAGCAUGGUGCUGUUCACUCAUGGAGACGAUCUGGAGGAGGAAGUCCUGUCCAUUGACGACCAUAUUAAAACCAAAGACCCUCUCCGUGACAUCAUAGGUCAAUGUGGAGGAAGAUAUCACAUCUUCAACAACAGAAACAAGGAUUCAUCUCAGGCACAAGAGCUGCUGGUUAAAAUCAAGAGGAUGGUUCAAAACAAUGAAGGAAACUGUUACACCAAAGAGAUGCUGGAAAAAGGCCUAAGAAUUAGAAGAGAGGAACUCAGGAUUGUCCUAGUGGGGAAAACUGGAGCUGGGAAAAGUGCAGCAGGAAAUACUCUACUAAGAGAGAAAAUAUUUAAAUCUUGUCUUAGCUUCUCAGCAGUUACAACAGAGUGUCAAAAAGAAACACGAGUGCUAAACAAUCAAAUGCUGAGUGUGGUUGAUACUCCAGGUCUGUUUGAUACUUUUAAAAGUCAACAGCAGGUGAAAGCAGAAAUUGCUAAAUGCGUCUCAUUUAUUGCUCCUGGUCCUCAUGUUUUCCUGGUGGUGAUCCAGCCAAACAGAUUCACAGAAGAAGAACAAAACACGGUGAAAAUCAUCCAGGAGGUUUUUGGAGCGGAUUCCAAAAAUUACACUCUGGUUUUAUUCACUCAUGGAGACGAUCUGGAGGAGGACAAAGUCUCCAUCAAAAAAAUAAUUGAUGGCAACAAAGACCUGAAGAAUUUCAUUGAUCAAUGUGGUAAAAGAUACCAUGUGUUCAACAACAAAGCUAAAGAUCCAGAUCAGAAAGAUCCAGAUCAGGUCAAAGAGCUUCUCAAAAAGAUUGAUAAGAUGGUUAAGAAAAAUGGAGGAAAGGAAAAAUAUUACACCAACGAGAUGCUGCAAACAGCAGAGGAAGCCAUAAAGGAAGAGAUGGAAAAACUGCAGAAGGAAAAUCCAAACAUGAGUCUUGAUGAAGUCAGAAGAAAAGCUGAGAAGAGCAACAGCUUCAUCCAUGGAGUUUUGGCUUCUGCUGGAAUUGUUGUAGGAACAACUGUUGCUGGGAUCAUCACUGAAGUUGGUAUUGCUGCUGCUCUUGGAGCUGCGUUAGGUCCAAUAGGAAUUGGUGUAGGGGUUGGUGUGGGGUUGGUGGUUGCAGUUACGGGAGCUGUAGUGAAGAAGAAGUUAUGUAAAGUUCAGUGAAAAUUUAACCUAUUAAUUCACCUGAAGGUUAUUUCUGGACUCAUUCUGAUUCUGUCUUCUGAUAAUCCAAGGAUUCUUCAUUUCAGGAUGAUGUGUGUUUAAUCUCGCAGAAUUAUAUAAUCAACAUGUGAUUUCUAGGUGGAAAAGCUUGGGGAGAGAAAACUGAUCAGAAAUAUAAAACAGUAUUUCUAGAAGAAUAAAGAAAAUUAAAAACACAUAAUAUAAAAUGAAAACUGAGCCUUGAAAUGCAAAUCUGUUGUUUUGUAUUUUAAGAGAGAAAUGUAAGAAAAAAAAAUUUAUAUUGAAGAAAAUAAGAUUUAAAAAUUCUUAAAGAAGACAUUUGCACUCACUUUGUGUUCUGACAUUAUAUAAUAAUAAAAUUACAAUAACUAUAUAACAAUGUAUUUUCAUUUCUCCUUUAAACUUCCAGUCAGUGCCAGAAGGCGACCUCUAACACAGAACCAGGUUCUGGUUCUGCUGUAGGUUUCUUUCUGAUAACAAGCGUUUCUUGGUGUUAAUCUGGAUGAAUUGGAGACGCAGUUCUCUAGAAGAAGAACAGAGUGACUGAGGAAGAAAAGAUCCUUCCAGGUCUUAAUCUAACAUCAGUCUGUUGGCGAGGGGGAACCAGAACCUGAACCAGAACAGAACCAGGGACCUGAAGAGGCUCAACAACCUGAGGAAGUAGGUUGGUUCUGUUCUGGUUCUGUUCUGUUCUGGUUCUGUUCUGUUCUGUUCUGGUUCUGUUCUGUUCUGGGAAUAACUGGAGAAGACGAUGCAAAGAAGGAUUUUUCAUAAAAUCAAGAAAGUUGAUUUCUGCUCAUCCUCUUUAUGACACUCUUAGAAAAACUGUGUUUUUAGUCAGAGACUUCUUCAGAUUCGCUGUAACACAGACUGCUACAGAACUUUUAUUUCAGCUUUUCUGUUACUGCUCUUUCCUGCCAACAGCCAUCAACAUCUACAAUAAUUAGCAUGAAUUACAACAACAUUUAAUUUCCCUAUGGGAUCAAUAAAGUUAUUUUGAAUUUGAACUUGUUUCCAUUGGUUGACUUGAUGUUCUUUUGAAAGUGUUCCUUGGUCUCCGUGAUGCUGGUUGCUCUAGAAAGUUCCAAGGCCAGAAACAGAAAAGCUCCAGUUACACACGGCUGACUGGUUACUGUUCACUUACUGGUUACUUAUAAAAGUAUUUACACCCCUCAACCUCCUUCUACCACAAACCUGAGUGGAUUUUAUGUUGCAAACUCAAAGCAGAGAAAAAACACAAGGAGUGGAAGGAA
Gambusia affinis (western mosquitofish) is the source of this 3523-nucleotide messenger RNA. Its product is annotated as GTPase IMAP family member 8-like. NCBI's taxonomy places the organism in Eukaryota, Metazoa, Chordata, Actinopteri, Cyprinodontiformes, Poeciliidae. The transcript is spliced from 3 exons. Bases 36 to 2249 code for a protein of 737 amino acids. The record is from RefSeq and is a predicted model, not a curated record. Gene Ontology annotation, molecular function: GTP binding.